This is a messenger RNA of Lampris incognitus (smalleye Pacific opah), 3721 nucleotides long. RefSeq names its product protein argonaute-3 (gene ago3a). Gene Ontology annotation, molecular function: RNA binding; protein binding. Gene Ontology annotation, biological process: regulatory ncRNA-mediated gene silencing; regulation of stem cell proliferation. Bases 1050 to 3653 code for a protein of 867 amino acids. Lineage: Eukaryota; Metazoa; Chordata; Actinopteri; Lampriformes; Lampridae. The record is from RefSeq and is a predicted model, not a curated record. The transcript has 19 exons.
CCGGAACCUCGACAUGUCGGUGGCUCGCGGCCGCCCGGCAGAACUGACGGUCCCGUUCUAGCGGCGCCACGAGCCCCCCCGCACGCGACGCUGCCGAGGCGCCACGCGCGACCUCACCGCGUACUCGCUGUUGUUCACGGGCUCGCGACAGCUCGCUCGCUACUUCUGCGGGCUCGUGACGGUGUCGUUCCGUGUUUUCACGCCGUGGUGUCGGUGGGUCGGGUGUUUUUUUUUUAACGGGCCCGGUUCGGGGUCAGAGGGGCCCGGUUCGGGGCCAGCGGGGCCCGGUUCGGGGCUGCUCGAGGGGCAGUGGCACGGUGAAAGAGGGAUUGUCACGCGGUUGUGUAUUUUCGGUCGACGCGAGAGCGUUUUUACGGGCUCGUGACAGUGCGCUCGGUGUCUUCGCGGGCUCGUGACAGUUUCUCCGCUAUCGCGAUAACGCGCCCGUCGUCUGCCAGCAGUCCGGCAGUCCAGCCGUCCUCCUCCGCCUCCUCCUCCUCCUCCGCCGCCGCCGCAGCUCCCCCGCCGGCCGCCGCCGCCGCCGGCAGACCGACCUACGGACGGACCAACGGACCGCCCUUCCGCCCUCCGCCGCUGUGUGAACCAAGUCGUGUGUGCUCCGGUCGUGUGGUCUUGGUGUGUCCCGGGGGAAUCGUCGCAGCGCAGCGAGCCGCUGGUAUGAGCGCUCGUCCAGUCGUCUCGUCCGCUCUGCCCGCUCCCCCACAGCCGCUAGCGGGCUACCUUAGCUAGCCUAGCCACCUGCUACCGCGGCCGCCGCCAAACCUGACCGGACACGUCGACUUGCACACCCGGGGACACCCAAGACCAACCCCCGCCCCCCGCCCCGGUCGAACGGAGGACGGGCCAGGAGGGAGGAAAGGCCCCUCCGACAGCCCGCCAGGGAGGCAGCGAGAGAAGCGCGCCCGCUCGGCAGCAGUCGGCGCCGCGGAGAGGCGGUAGUCCCGCCGGAGGAGACGCCGGCUGAGCGCCCAGAGUCCCCCAGUCUGACAAGUGUGAUCCGGGCAGCGAGCCGGGCAGGGACCUCAUGAAUGGAAAUCGGAACUACAGGAGCCGUUGGGGCCCAGUCCCUAUUCUCCGUGCCUCGACGGCCUGGCUAUGGCACCAUGGGGAAGCCCAUCAAGCUGCUGGCCAACUGCUUCCAGGUGGAGAUCCCCAAGAUGGAUGUCUACCUCUACGAGGUGGACAUCAAGCCUGAGAAAUGCCCACGGCGAGUCAACAGGGAGGUGGUUGAUUCUAUGGUGCAGCACUUCAAGGUGACCAUCUUUGGGGAUCGCCGACCAGUUUAUGAUGGGAAGAGGAGUCUGUACACAGCCAACCCACUGCCUGUUGCGCCUGCCGGGGUGGAUCUGGAUGUCACUCUUCCAGGCGAGGGUGGAAAGGAUCGCCCCUUUAAAGUCACCAUCAAGUUUGUAUCACUGGUUAGCUGGCUAAUGCUCCAUGAAGUGCUUACUGGCCGCAGCAUGCCUGAACCCCUGGAGUUGGACAAGCCGAUCAGCACCAACCCUGUGCAUGCUGUCGAUGUGGUGCUGCGUCACCUGCCCUCCAUGAAGUACACUCCGGUGGGUCGUUCCUUCUUCUCAGCUCCAGAGGGCUACGACCAUCCCCUGGGUGGUGGGAGGGAGGUGUGGUUUGGCUUCCACCAGUCUGUAAGGCCUGCCAUGUGGAAAAUGAUGCUUAACAUUGAUGUAUCUGCCACUGCCUUCUACAAGGCCCAGCCAGUCAUCCAGUUCAUGUGUGAAGUGCUGGACAUCCACAACAUAGACGAGCAGCCUCGCCCCCUUACAGACUCUCACCGGGUCAAAUUCACCAAAGAAAUCAAAGGUCUCAAAGUAGAAGUGACGCACUGUGGAACCAUGCGAAGGAAGUACCGUGUCUGCAACGUGACCCGCCGGCCCGCCAGCCAUCAAACGUUCCCUCUGCAGUUGGAGAACGGUCAGACAGUAGAGCGAACUGUAGCUCAGUACUUCAGAGAGAAGUACAACCUGCAACUGAAGUACCCACACCUACCAUGUCUACAGGUGGGCCAGGAGCAGAAGCACACUUACCUGCCCCUGGAGGUGUGUAACAUUGUAGCUGGUCAGCGCUGCAUCAAAAAGCUGACAGAUAAUCAGACCUCCACCAUGAUCAAAGCCACAGCUCGCUCUGCACCGGACAGACAAGAGGAGAUCAGCAGGCUGGUGCGCAGUGCCAACUAUGAGGCAGACCCCUUUGUGCAGGAGUUCCAGUUCAAGGUGCGCGACGAAAUGGCCCACGUGACGGGGCGCGUGCUGCCCGCCCCCAUGCUGCAGUACGGCGGCAGGGUGAGCACAGAGCACUUUAUGAACCGUACUGUGGCCACUCCUAGCCAUGGGGUAUGGGACAUGAGGGGGAAGCAGUUCCACACGGGAGUGGAGAUUAAGAUGUGGGCCAUCGCUUGCUUCGCCACACAGAGGCAGUGUCGGGAAGAAAUACUAAAGGGGUUCACAGAUCAGCUGCGUAAGAUCUCCAAGGAUGCUGGGAUGCCCAUCCAGGGUCAGCCGUGUUUCUGUAAAUAUGCCCAAGGUGCUGACAGUGUGGAGCCCAUGUUCAGACAUCUGAAGAACACCUACUCUGGCCUGCAGCUCAUCAUCGUCAUCUUGCCGGGAAAGACUCCUGUAUAUGCGGAGGUGAAGCGGGUGGGAGAUACCCUCCUAGGCAUGGCCACCCAGUGUGUGCAGGUGAAGAACGUGGUGAAAACGUCCCCUCAGACCCUCUCCAACCUCUGCCUCAAGAUCAACGUCAAGCUGGGAGGCAUCAACAACAUCCUGGUGCCUCACCAACGACCGUCAGUGUUCCAGCAGCCUGUUAUCUUCCUCGGAGCAGACGUCACACACCCCCCUGCAGGGGAUGGAAAGAAGCCCUCUAUCGCAGCAGUGGUAGGCAGCAUGGACGCCCACCCCAGCAGGUACUGUGCCACAGUGCGGGUCCAGAGGCCCAGGCAGGAGGUCAUCCAGGACCUGGCUUCUAUGGUGCGGGAGCUCCUGAUCCAGUUCUACAAGUCUACCCGCUAUAAGCCCACCAGGAUCAUCUUCUACAGGGAUGGAGUAUCGGAAGGCCAGUUCAGACAGGUGCUGUAUUAUGAGCUGCUGGCCAUCCGUGAGGCCUGUAUCAGCCUGGAGAAGGAAUAUCAGCCAGGCAUCACCUACAUUGUAGUACAGAAACGCCACCACACACGCCUCUUCUGUGCCGACCGCAACGAGAGGGUUGGACGCAGCGGAAACAUUCCUGCUGGCACCACUGUGGACACGGACAUCACACACCCUUACGAGUUCGACUUUUACCUCUGCAGUCAUGCUGGAAUACAGGGGACCAGCCGCCCCUCUCACUAUCAUGUCCUGUGGGACGACAACUGCUUUACCGCUGACGAGUUCCAGCUGCUCACCUACCAGCUGUGCCACACCUAUGUGCGCUGCACCCGCUCAGUCUCCAUACCGGCUCCAGCCUACUACGCCCACCUGGUGGCCUUUCGCGCCCGCUACCAUCUGGUGGACAAAGAACACGACAGUGCCGAGGGCAGCCAUGUGUCCGGUCAGAGUAACGGCCGGGACCCCCAGGCGCUGGCCAAAGCCGUUCAGAUUCACCAUGACACCCUGAGGACCAUGUACUUCGCCUAAGUCACACUUUUCCUCCUCAUCCAUCACUAUGCCUAACAUACACACACACACACACACACACACACACA